Molecule: messenger RNA, 1503 nt
Organism: Daucus carota subsp. sativus
Lineage: Eukaryota; Viridiplantae; Streptophyta; Magnoliopsida; Apiales; Apiaceae
Product: cytochrome P450 734A1
Exons: 4
Coding region: 1-1503 (500 amino acids)
Molecular function (GO): iron ion binding; oxidoreductase activity, acting on paired donors, with incorporation or reduction of molecular oxygen; heme binding
Source: RefSeq, a predicted model, not a curated record
AUGGCUUUUGUUUUUCUUAUUCUGUUGCUAACUCUCGCAAGCUCAUAUUUUUUCUACUCAGUAAUGUGGGUGCCAUGGAGAAUUCAACAACAUUUCAGAAAACAAGGUGUAGACGGCCCAGAUUAUCAACCAUUUUAUGGAAACACGGCAGAAAUGAUACGGAUGACAAAGGAAGCUCAAUCCCGAGCCAUUUCUUUUAAUCAUGACAUUGUGCACCGUGUGUUGCCAGAUUAUUAUCAGUGGUCAGUCAAGUAUGGCAAGAUUUUUUUGUGUUGGUUCGGGACGAGGCCAAGGCUGGCUGUGGUAGAUCCAGAUAUGAUCAAAGAUGUUAUGCUCAAAACAAGUGAUACUAUUGAGAGGGAUGACUUCAGUCCUUUGUCUAAGCUGCUCUUCGCACAGGGACUUCCGGGGUUGAGGGGUCACACGUGGGCUGUUCAUCGAAAGAUAGCAAAUCCAGCAUUCAACUUGGAUAGAAUCAAGGUCUGGGUGCCGGGGAUGGUAGCUAGUGUAACAAAGAUGCUGGAUAAUUGGGAGGCAAAAGUAGGAGAAAUGGGUGAAACUGAGAUGGAGGUUCACAAAGAAUUUCAUGAAUUAUCAGCUGAAAUUUUUUCUAGAACGGCUCUGGGAAAUAAUUAUGAAACUGGGAAACGCAUUUUUAAGUUGCAACAACAACAAGAGAUCUCUACUUAUCUGGCCAUGCAGAAUGUUUACAUUCCUGGAUUCAGGUUUUUGCCAACCAGAAUGAACAGACUGAGAUGGAGAUCAGAGAAGGAAACCCGAGACACGAUGAGGAUGAUUAUUGAGGCAAGUAGAAAUACAAGUGAAAAUUCACUGAAUUUCUUGAGCAUGUUAAUGUCUGCUAACAUGAAUAAACGUGGACCGCGGUUGGAGAUUGAGGAAGUCAUUGAUGAGUGUAAGACGUUCUUCUACGCGGGGAAAGAAGCAACAGCUAAUGCUCUGACUUGGGCACUUCUCCUUUUAGCUCAGCACCAAGAAUGGCAAAACAAGGCCCGCGAGGAAGUUCUUCUAGUGUGCAAAGACAAUGAGCAUCCAACUGUUGAGAACUUGCAGGAGCUGAAGAUUGUUAGUAUGAUAAUCAAGGAAGCACUCCGACUAUAUACCCCUGAUAACAGUAUCUGUAGACGGACCUUGAAGAGCGUAAAAAUUGGCAGCUUAGAUAUCCCAGCUGGAACAGAAUUGUGCGUGCCACAAGCUGCCGUGCAUCAUGACACAAAGAUAUGGGGAGCCGACGCGAAUGAGUUCAAUCCUGCAAGGUUUGAGAAACCUCCAAAGCAUUUGGGCGCGUACUUUCCAUUUGGGCUAGGCUCCAGAAUUUGCAUUGGCCGAAAUAUGGCCAUGGUGGAAACUAAAAUUGUCCUAGCUAUGAUUAUCAAGAAGUUUUCCUUCGAGGUCUCGCAAUCCUAUGUCCAUGCUCCGAUGAUGUUUUUCACUGUGCAGCCUCAGUAUGGUGCUCAGAUCCUUGUUAAGAGGAUCAACAGUUGA